AUGUCUUUCGACAGAAAUCAAGUUUCGCCUGUUGCAUACAAAACGAUGGAUAUGGGAGGAGAAAGUAUUCGGAGUUCUCCAUCAAUAGCACAACCAGUUUCGUUACUAAGACUGAUUUUCGAUGGAUUAUCACUUCUUCUUAUGCUUUCAACCUGGUUGAUAUUUAAAUAUAUUGUACGACCUGUUCGACGACCAUUUUUAUGUUCGGAUUUGAACUUGUAUCAUCCAAAGCCGCCUCAUAAUGUUUUUCCAACUUGGCUUCUUUUUGUUUGUGCAGUCAUCGUUCCUGUCGUUUUCAUUCUUCUUUCCGAGAGCGUUCGCUGGUUUUACCUUACUCGUAGAAAAUCAGUGCGCGCUGUUUAUCGACUUCGAUUUCGUUCGAAUAUCUACAACGUUUCACAAUUGAUCGGAAAUCUCUACAUCGUUAUCGGCAUCUUUGCUUUUGCUAAUGCAAUCAAUUCUUUCCUAACCAACGUUGGCAAAGUGUCAUACGGUCGUCAGCGCCCGCACUUUAUCCCAUCGUGUUUCAACAAAACUACUUAUAAAGAUUUCUGUGCAGAUCCAACACUAUGGAUUGUGAAUUACACUUGUAUCGGUGAAUCAAGUGCAAUAUUUGUUGAAAAAGAUGGCGCAUUUGAUAUUCGACAGUCAUUUCCAUCUGGUCAUUCCUCAACAGCUUUUUGUGGAUUGAUCUUUUUGGCUUUAUACGUUCAUAGAGCAUGGAAAAAUCGUAAUUUGGGCUUCAUUCGAUAUUUUGUGGAAACAUGUUGUUUCGCCUUGGCAGCAUAUAUCGGCAUUACACGUAUCACCGACAAUCGUCAUCAUCCAACUGACGUUCUUGCAGGUGCUAUUCUUGGUACUGGUAUCGCCAUCAUCGCUUUUCGUUACAUGCUACAUUGUUUGAAACAAACAGCUCCGAUUGAUUUAGAAAACGAAUCAUUCAGAGAACAAACUGAUAUCGAAAGUCAAUAUUAA
Molecule: messenger RNA, 975 nt
Organism: Adineta ricciae
Lineage: Eukaryota; Metazoa; Rotifera; Eurotatoria; Adinetida; Adinetidae
Source: the annotation of a GenBank genome assembly